Meriones unguiculatus (Mongolian gerbil) is the source of this 1235-nucleotide messenger RNA. RefSeq names its product ring finger protein 186 (gene Rnf186). Gene Ontology annotation, cellular component: endoplasmic reticulum membrane. The record is from RefSeq and is a predicted model, not a curated record. Lineage: Eukaryota; Metazoa; Chordata; Mammalia; Rodentia; Muridae. Gene Ontology annotation, molecular function: ubiquitin protein ligase activity. Bases 39 to 878 code for a protein of 279 amino acids. Gene Ontology annotation, biological process: protein K29-linked ubiquitination; protein localization to mitochondrion; intrinsic apoptotic signaling pathway in response to endoplasmic reticulum stress. The transcript has a single exon.
GUAAGCCGAGAAACAAGCUGGGAGAGCAAGAGAGGAAGAUGCAAGACAUCCGCUGUCAGCAGGAACCUGGAGAGAGCAGAAAGGAGGCUGACAGUGUCCCCAUGGGACCAGAACCCGUGCAAGUCCUGGCAGCACCAGUGGACACUCCUUGCGGAUGCCCCUGCUCGGAACAGACUCAUCCCACCAACUCGGUGCCCAGAAUGUCCUGCACCGAGGCUCCACAGCCUAUCCCAGCAGGCGCCACCACCACAACCACCAUCAUUGCCUUGGGGCCCCCUGGGCGUCUCAGCAUCUCUAUGGAGGGCGACCUGGAAUGCUUGGUGUGCCGAGAGCCCUACAACUGUGCCCGCUCUCCCAAGCUGCUGAGCUGUCAGCACACCUUCUGUGCCGUAUGCUUGAAGCUUCUGCUCUACGUGCAGGAAGACACCUGGUCCAUCCCCUGCCCACUGUGCCGAAAGGUCACUGCCGUCCCAGGAGGCCUCAUCUGCAGUCUGCGAGACCAGGAGGCGAUGGUGGGACGGCUGGCCCUGCCGUGCCCAGAGGUGCGCCUCUGUCCCCAGGGGCUGGUGGGUUCUGCCACUUCAGCAGCUCGGCCAGCCAGCUGUCCAGGAGAUGAGCAGGACACAGUGAGUGUCAACCGCGUAGCUGCCCGGCGCCUGGCUGUGCACCUGCUCCUGUUGGCGCUCCUCAUCAUCCUCAUCCUGCCUUUCAUCUACCCAGGCGUCAUCCGGUGGGUGCUGGCCUUUGUCAUCGCCCUGGCACUGCUGAUGUCCACCCUGUUCUGCUGCCAUCCCCAGAGCCAGAGCGGCAACUGGACUUGCCCCAGGACUCUGUUCUGCAGAGAGCAAAAGCAAACCCAGAUCGCUUCUAUCGCCUGAGAGCUCUGAUCUCUGCGGGCCCUGACGUCACCAUGGCUCUCCUCCCCCCCAGAUCUCACAACCCAUGAGGGUAAGGGGCCAGGAGCCUCCCUUCAAAAAAAAAUCACAUGCGAACUGGACUUGCAUGCCAAAGUCAGACUGUGUGCUGGAACAAUGGGUUUGCACCUGCCUGCCCUUGUGUAGCACAGCUAAACUUUUAAGGGGAAAGGAAGGAGAGUUACCCCCCUGAAUGAGUGACUUUGAGAGUGGAGGGGUCCCUGUCCUUCCAGAACUCCUGGCGUUUGUAUAUUUCACUGUGUAGACAUAAUGGGACACUGACCUUACUACAAAGCAAAUAGAACCAGGGUUCUUUUGUAA